AUGGUGUCUACAUCUACUCACCAAUGUCUUAUCCCUGUACUAGGUGGCCUUUGCUUACAGCUCUGGGCCAAGGUCUUGGGGGCUGAUGACGAUCACGUGGGUGGCGGCUGCUCUCAGCAGCUGGUGACGGCUAAGGUUCUCCGUUUCCUCCUGCUCGUCCUGAUUCCAUGUAUCUGCACUCUCAUUGUCCUGCUGGUGAUCCUGCUUUCCUCUGGUGGAGUAUUACCAAAAGCCUAUUUGAAAUCAAGUGGGAAUGAACCUAUGGCCACUGAUGGUGACGUUCAAGUGCCUGAUGUUAUUCUGGCAAAUGCCGUUUACCAGGAGAGCGCUGUGACAUCUCCUACCCCUCCCAACCAGCACGUUCCAGCCUGGACCACCGAUGCUUCUCUCCCACAGGACCGAGGCCACAGGAACACAAGUGCCUGCGUGAACAUCACCCACAGCCACUGUCAGAUGUUGCCCUACCACACCACGCCAGCCUCUCCCGCCCCCAUUGUGAAAGACAUGGAUGUGGAGAAGUUCCUCAAGUUCUUCAUGUACCUCCAUCGCUUCGGCUGCUAUCAGUAUAUCAUGCUUUUUGGCUGUAGCCUUGCCUUCCCCGAGUGCAUCAGUGAUGGUGAUGACAGUCCCGGACUCCUGCCCUGUCUGUCCUUCUGUGAGGCUGCAAAAGAGGGCUGUGAACCAGUCCUGGAGAUGGUGAAUGCCUCCUGGCCCUAUUUCCUCCAGUGCUCCCAGUUUAGCGACCAAAUGGAAAGCAGCAACGUCAGCAGGAUUUGCUUCUCACCGGAGCAAGAAAAAGGAAAGCAAUUGAUCUGUAGAGGGGGCUUUCUGUGUGGCAGCGGACUCUGCAUCCCCAGGAAACUGCAGUGUAACGGCUACAACGACUGCGACGACUGGAGCGAUGAGGCUCACUGCAGUUGCAGGGAGAAUCAGUUUCAGUGUCACACAGGCAAGUGUCUUAAUUACAGCCUUGUGUGUGACGGAUAUGAUGACUGUGGGGACCUGAGUGAUGAACAAAACUGUGACUGCAGUCCCACGAAGCAGCAUCGGUGUGGAGAUGGGCGCUGCAUCGCGAUGGAGUGGGUGUGCGACGGUGACCACGACUGUGUGGACAAGUCUGACGAGGCCAACUGCUCCUGCGGCAGCCUGGGCCUGCUGGAAUGCAGGAGCGGCCAGUGCGUCCCCAGCACCUUCCUGUGCGACGGAGAGGAAGACUGCAAGGACGGGAGCGACGAGAAGAACUGCACUCACGGUCAGACUCCAUGUCAAGAAGGCGGCCAAACAUGCCUCUACAAUUCCUGCCUUGAUUCAUGUGCUGGUAGCUCUCGUUGUGACCCCAACAACAGUCUGAAUAACUGUAGUCAAUGUGAACCGAUUACGUUGGAACUCUGCAUGAAUUUGCCCUACAACCAUACAAAUUAUCCAAAUUACCUUGGCCACAGGACUCAGAAGGAAGCAUCCUUCAGCUGGGAGUCCUCUCUUUUCCCUGCCCUUGUUCAAACCAACUGUUACAAAUAUCUCAUGUUCUUUGCCUGCACCAUCUUGGUACCGAAGUGUGAUGUGAAUACAAACCAGCGUAUCCCCCCUUGCAGAGCACUGUGUAAACACUCCAAAGAACGCUGUGAAUCUGUUCUUGAUAUCGUGGGCCUACACUGGCCUGAAGACACAGAUUGCAACCGGUUUCCAGAGGAAAAUUCAGACAAUCAAACCUGCCUAAUGCCUGAUGAAGACGUGGAAGAAUGCUCACCUAGUCACUUCAAGUGUGGCUCAGGACGGUGUGUUAUGGCCUCCAGAAGAUGUGAUGGCAAGUCCGACUGUGACGAUGACAGUGAUGAAGAAAACUGUGGCUGUAAAGAGAGAGGCCUGUGGGAAUGUCCAUCCAAUAAACAGUGUUUGAAGAACACACUCAUCUGUGAUGGGUUCCCAGACUGCCCUGAUGAGAUGGACGAAAGAAACUGCUCAUUUUGUCAAGAAGAUGAGCUAAAGUGUGCAAACUACGAGUGUGUGCCACGCGCCCGCUGGUGUGACGGGAAAGCCGACUGCGGGGACAGCUCAGACGAAUGGGGCUGUGUGACCCUCUCUAAAAAGGAGAACUCUUCAUUGCUGACUGCCCACCGAUCUGCCACGGAACACCACGUGUGUGCGGACGGCUGGCAGGAGAGCUUGAGCCGGCUGGCCUGCAAGCAGAUGGGUUUCGGAGAACCGUCGGUGACUGAAUUAAUACCAGAACAGGAGCAAGACCAGCAGUGGCUGACCUUACGCCCCGACUGGCAGAGCCUCAAUGGGACCACUUUGCACCAACUGCUAGAAAAAGGAUCUAAGCAGUCUUGUCGCAGCAGAAGUAAGAUUUCUCUUCUGUGUACUAAACAAGACUGUGGGCGCCGCCCUGCUGCCCGAAUGAACAAGAGAAUCCUCGGGGGUCGGACGAGUCGCCCUGGAAGGUGGCCCUGGCAGUGCUCCCUGCAGAGUGAGCCCAGUAAGCACAUCUGCGGCUGCGUCCUCAUUGCCAAGAAGUGGGUUCUCACAGUCGCCCACUGCUUCAAGGGCGCCGGCCACCUGGGCCGGCCGUCGGCCUUCGCGCAGACGCGCCCGGUGAAGACCGUGGUCCUGCACCCGCGCUACCGCCGGGCCGUCAUGGACUACGACAUCGCCGUGGUGGAGCUGAGCCGCGCCGUCGCCGAGACCAGCUACGUGCGGCCCGCCUGCCUGCCCCGCCCGGAGCAGGCCCUGGAGCCCGACACGUACUGCUCUGUCACAGGCUGGGGGCACACGGGCGACCGAAUGCCUUUCAAGCUGCAGGAGGGAGAGGUCCGGGUGAUUCCUCUGGAGCAGUGUCAGUCCUACUUUGACACGAAGGCCAUCACCACCCGGAUGAUAUGUGCUGGCUAUGAGUCCGGCACCGUUGACACAUGUAUGGGUGACAGCGGAGGACCUCUUGUUUGUGAGCAGCCCGGGGGACAGUGGACAUUAUUUGGUUUAACUUCAUGGGGCCCCGUCUGCUUUUCCACAGUCGUGGGGCCUGGAGUUUAUAGCAAUGUGUCGUACUUUGUCGAAUGGAUUGAGAGGCAAAUAUACAUUCACACCUUCCUCCUAAACUGAUUCCAAAGAUGGCCAGAGACUGCCAGCGACACUCAAAGAAAGUGGCCUUCUUGACUGUGGGGCGCUUCCCGCGGAGAGCUGUACAGAGAAGCACUUGCCGGGGCAGGGACGCUCCACAGCGCCCCGCGCGUGCUCAUGUUUGUUUUGGUCUAAUGUUAUUCAGCUAUAUAUUUUUUUCCAGCUUUAUUUUUCUCUUAUUUCAAGUUCAAUGAAAGUCUUUUAAAAAAAGAAGCCAAGCAGGUUUGGUGUUUUGUCAGCCUAUCCUUGACUACUGGCGCAAAAUCGUAGACUGGAGAGGUGGGGUGUGCAGGCGCUAGGCUAACAGUUACAAAGCUCCCUCUUAGCCAGUCACAAAAGGACACAGAUCCAGGCUGGCUCAUCUCUGCCAGCUUUUGUUUCUCAAGUACAAUAGUAGCGGCAGCUUUCAAUAUUAACAUCAGUGACCUGCUUUUGAUUUUUUAAAAGCCAAGAUCAUUUACAUGCUUAAAUUAUGUACUAUUACUCUUCUAAAGUUUGCAAAAUUUUGAGCACUUACGAAAGACAGUCAGAGGUGAAAGACAAGUGGCAUCCCUGUAGGUAGCUGCAGUAGCAGGACAUACUGACUGCAAAGCUCUGUAGACGUCACUAUUAGCCCUGACGUCAGAGGACUGCCCAUUCUGAAUGUAAGCCAAGGUUGUAAUGUGGUAGAAAAGUCUCCAUAGAACCUUCCCUAUAGCUGGCGUUUGUUCAGUGUAUAUCAGUUGGCCGACUAAGAUGUCAACGUAUUUUUAUUUUGCUUUUUUAUUAAUUAUAUUUUAAUUAUAUUUUAAUUUUGUUUCACUUAUGUGACAAUGCAUCUGAGAUUAUACUUUACCAAAGGAGAACUUACUUGAGACUGGAGAGAUGCAACAGAAAAAGAUUAAAUUGCGCCCUACCCCCAAUUAAAUAUUUUCCAGUUUGUCCCUACCAAUAAAGUACAGAAAUGUAUCUCAAAGCACAGGAAAACUCUGCAUAACAUUUUGUAAUUUUCCUUGAAAGAUGUUUAAUAUCUGGUGUUGCCGUUUCUUCCCAUCGACAAUUGAAACAAAAGUUUAAAGAUGCUUUUAAGCACUAGGCCACUUUAUCCACAUGGACUUCUGAAGUGAUUAGUGGUUUUUUUCCACACUAAAAAGCUUCAAAACACAAAUCAUCACCUGUACCUAAUUUGAUUUAGUCAGGCACCAUUUCUGCACCAUCCGAAUGCCUUUAGAACAAGUAGGAUUCCCUACUAACCGCCACCAGCAACCUGGACUGCCUCAGCAUUCCACGUAGGGACACCUGCACCUUUAGACAUGUAUUUUUGUACUCUUUUCUAUGUGUACACAUAUUUGAAAUUCAGAGAGUUGUCUAGACCUUUUCCAUGUUAGUGAUCUCUUUUUCUGCAGUUUGUAUGCACCUAUUGAGAAUGUGAAAUCCAGCGAUUGAAUUUUGGUCACAAUUUUAUGAAAGUUUAAGAACAUGUCAGUUUUUUACAGUUGUAGAUAUAUACUUAAUGUAACAACUUUUAGCUUUGCUCUUCUUAUGUUCAGUGAAAUGUACAUAAUGUACUUAUUUUAAGUAACCAUUAAUACAAAUAAAAUGGUAUAAUCUUUU
Molecule: messenger RNA, 4710 nt
Organism: Miniopterus natalensis
Lineage: Eukaryota; Metazoa; Chordata; Mammalia; Chiroptera; Miniopteridae
Source: RefSeq, a predicted model, not a curated record